UUUGCUCGGGGCGCCGCAGGGCGCGCAGGUUCCUCAGGGAGCCCGAGGCUGCCGUCACGCCCGCUGCUGCUGGCUAGUCCCCCCCUCACUCCCCAGCCACCGGGUUGGAGCGGGAGUCACUCUCAGAGCCCUCGGGGAGGGCGCGCGCGUGCCCGGGAUGCCACGGGGAGCAAUAAAAGGCCCUGAGAGUCCGAGGCGAAGACGCGGAGACUGAGCCGGGAGGAAGAGGGCGGAGCGCGCGGGAGGCGCGGGAGCGGCACGCGGGGACGGCGCGGCGCGGGCGGCUCUCGGAGGCUCGCGCCCGCGCUCCCAGCGAUCACACGCGCUCACACGCAGCCUAGCUGGCGGCCGCCGCUCCCGGGCCACCCCGGAUCCCCCGGCACCGAGGGGACCUCCUGCGAGUGCAACACAGCCUGCGCACCCCUCGCCUCCUUUGCACUCGCCUUUGCCCCGCACCUCUGCGGGUCCUGCGGGAAGAUGGUUCACGAGCGGUGGAAGACCGUGGGCAGCGCGUCCCAACUUGAGGACCGACCGCGCGACAAACCGCAGCGAGCAAGCUGCAGUUACGUCCUGUGCACAGUGCUCCUGUCCCUGGCAGUGCUGCUUGCGGUGGCUGUCACCGGUGUGGUUCUCUUCCUGAACCAUGCCCACACACCAGGCACGGCACCCCCACCCAUCGUCAGCACAGGGGCUGCCGGGGCCAACAGUGCCCUGGUCACCGUGGAGAGGGCUGACAGCUCCCACCUCAGUCUCCUCAUCGACCCUCGAUGCCCUGACCUCAGCGACAGCUUCUCCCGCCUGGAAGGCAUCCAGGCCUCCAUCCUUCGGACACUGAGUGAGCACCAGGCCCAGCCGCGGCUGGACGGUGCCCCUGAGCUGCUGGACGCACUGGCUGACCAGCUGCCCCGGCUGCUGGCCCGGGCCUCUGAGCUGCAGGCUGAAUGUGCUGGGCUGCGUAAGGGGCACACCCUGCUGGGCCAGGGCCUCAGCACCCUGCAGAGUGAACAGGGUCGCCUCAUCCAGCUUCUCUCUGAGAGUCAAGGUCACAUGGCUCACCUGGUGAACUCAGUCAGUGACGUCCUGGAGGCUCUGCAGAGGGAGCGGGGGCUAGGCCGGCCCCGUGUCAAGGCUGACCUUCAGAGGGCACCUUCCCGGGGAGCCCGGCCUCGAGGCUGUGCCAAUGGCUCUCGGCCUCGGGACUGCCUGGAUGUUCUCCUGAGUGGACAGCAGGAUGAUGGUGUCUACUCUGUCUUCCCCACUCACUACCCAGCUGGCUUCCAGGUCUACUGUGACAUGCGCACUGAUGGCGGAGGUUGGACGGUGUUUCAGCGCCGGGAGGAUGGCUCUGUGAACUUUUUUCGAGGCUGGGAGGCUUACCGGGAGGGCUUCGGCAAGCUUACAGGGGAGCACUGGCUAGGGCUCAAGCGGAUCCAUGCCCUAACUACACAAGCAGCAUAUGAGCUUCACGUGGACCUAGAAGACUUUGACAAUGGCACCGCUUAUGCCCACUACGGGAGCUUUGGUGUAGGCUUGUUCUCUGUGGACCCUGAGGAAGAUGGAUACCCACUCACCGUGGCUGACUACUCCGGCACUGCAGGUGACUCCCUCCUGAAGCACAGCGGUAUGAGGUUUACCACCAAGGACCGGGACAGCGACCACUCGGAGAACAACUGUGCCGCCUUCUACCGAGGAGCCUGGUGGUACCGCAACUGCCACACAUCCAACCUCAACGGGCAGUACCUACGUGGCGCACAUGCCUCCUACGCGGAUGGUGUCGAGUGGUCCUCCUGGACAGGAUGGCAGUAUUCACUCAAGUUCUCAGAGAUGAAGAUCCGGCCGGUCCGUGAGGACCGCUAGACUGGCACGCUGCCCAACGCCAGUGUCCUCUGGUUAUGUCUAGUCCCCACACAUCUCAUCCCAUGCCCACUGCUGCAAGAACAUGCUCUGCCCACCUGUGCAUGGCUGGCCUGCUCUUUAUAGGGAUGGCCUAGGGCCAGCCCUGAAACUCAGCUCCCUGAGCCAGUGACACCCCUUCUAACCAGGUCCCUGUUUAUCAGGCGACAUAAUCUUUUAUUCCUACCAGCAGAGCUGGCACCUGGCAACCACAAAUCCCACCUUUCAAAGGUCCCUAUGCUUUGUCUGCUGCGUCCUGAUAGGGCAGCAUUUCCCACUCUUCCUGGCUUUGCAAAAACAUCCAGAAUAGGGGUCAGACAACACUCCGGCCUCCUCCAGCAGAUCAAAGUGGAAGGUUCAGACUUUCUUGCAUCUGACAUCUGCUUGCCCUAACCCUAAUCCCUCAGGGCCUGGAGACCCUACCUCUUAUCAGAGGACCUCAGACAGCUGCCACGGCUCUCACUUGUGGCCAACUGGGCCGUGGCAUAGCUGUCUACAGAGUCCCAAGGCCAAGAUCAGUUCCCUAGGCCACCCUUCCCUGGGUCUCGGCAGACUUGGGGUGGAGGGUUCUAUUCUCCUGGUUGCUUUCAAAGCUCAUCUGCUCUUUCCCACCUCAAACAAGGCUCACCUGCCCUCCUGCAGAGCAGCCAUUGGUCCUGCCCCACAUCACCUGCCUGUGGGGCAAGGGUGGGACUGGCCUAAGCCAGUGAGAACCUCCUGGGAUGAGGCUGUGCCAGGCUCUUGUGUUCUGCCAACCUCUAUGGACUGACUCUAGGAUUUUCUCAGAAGCCAGAGAGUUGAAGCCAGCCAGCCCUGGGAUUCAGCAUGGCCAAAGACUACCAUCUCUGCAGAGACGCUGCCCCCUGCUGGCUGUCACGGACACUGCCAUCAGGGCCUAACUGGGGGCAGGAGACAAAGCAUCAAGCAGGUUGGGCAUCUGGACAUUUCCUUGUCCGGCUUUCCCAGCACCUGUACAGGUGAUCUGCCAGGAAGGCAGGCUGCAGCCCUGCACUCAGCUGCCUGCUUGGCAGCUGAGAUGCUCUUGUGGGAACCUGACAGGGGCUUUCAAAGGACCGGAUGGUAAGAUGGCAGUGGUGGCCUCCUCUAUCUGGAGGCAGAGACCUAUGCCUCUUCUUUCUGCCAGACUUGUACCAAAGCCUGACCCCACUGACGAACUGUGUGACCUGCUCAGUCCCUCACAUUGGGCCUCAGGUCUUCAGCCAGGGGCUGUAGCACAUCUGUGAGAGUCAAAGCCGUCUUAGGUGAUGGACAAGGCUGGUUAUUGUCUCUAUGGUCCCCAGCUGGUGGCAGGAAACAUGGGUAGAGUAGCCAAGGUUCUGAUGGGACAAGGGAUACACAGGGAAGUCCCCUCCCAUUGCCUCUCUGUCCCCAACACCUGGCAGCUAGCUUCAUUGCAGAGGUGUGUGGGAGCCUAAACCCAUCCUGGCAGACACUACCCGCCCCCGAGGCUGAUGCUAAAGUGACUUCUGUUGCCAGCUGCCGCGUCAGCACCGCUCAGAAGUGCCGAGUGCUUUCUGAUGUGGUAUCAAACAAACCCUUUCCGAGUGAAGCAACGGAUUCACACAUUUGAGUGUGGGACAGGAGGGCUGUGGGCCAGGGCUGGGCUGCAGGACGCAGGAACUGAAGCUCAUCCCACCAGGGCAGCUGGUGGACAGGUGAGGGGUGACAUGCAUCCCUGUCUGGUCACAUUGGAAAUGACAGCCCUUCAGCCCAGCCACUGCCCCAGGAACACCAAGCUCUCUCCCAGGCCAGGCUGGUACUCUAGGGGGUGUGGUUUUGCCAAACACUGGCUGAAUGGGCAGGGACGAGUAGGGAGAGACCAGGUCAACAGUCCUUCACCUUCCUGGUGUGCACCUUCCAAGGGCAGGUGAGAGCAUUGUCCCUGGGAGCACAGUUCCUGCACACUGGGCCACAACCUUCUGGCUUGUGUUCAUUGGUCUGAUGUCUGUGUCGAUGGCUGCCACUGGUGAUCAGAGUGACUAUGGGAAACAGGAAUGCUGGGAAGCUUUUGGAGGGCAGGACAGGUCCACUGAGACAUGAUACUGUCAGCAGGCUGUGGUUCCUGACCCACCAGACCUCCUUUGGUUUGGCAAUGGAAUGACUAACCGGGGUGAGUCAAUGAUAUCACCUGGCAGAGCCACGCUGCUUGCUUUCUUGGGCAGAGUCUCCACACCCCACACUAGGGGCUUGUCACUAUGUCUGUCUCUACUUUGCAAAGCAUCAGAACUUCUUUCCAAGCCCAAGCUGGCUCUGUGGAUUCCACCAAAGGUCUCCCAGAUAGCUGUACCUGGGUAGUGGCCACCUAGCCAGCAUGCAGGGAGUGGCAUCUCCAGUUCCUGGCUCUUCUCUGCCCUCUCAUCCAUGUCACCCCAAGCUUCUAGGUGGAGAAUUGGCAUCUGUGGCCAUGAUCACUGCAGGUCUUAGCCCUAAUCAGCACUUCUGGAAGAGGGCAGGGCCUUGGAUGACCAGAAAGUCUAUGAGCAACAGUGUGAGCUUCCAACUUCAAAAAAGGUGACUUGACCCUGAGACGGGAGAUGCGGACGAGUCAGGGGUAAGAGCUAGGCUGCGGCUCCCCUGAGCCCUGUGAUCUGAGGAGCGACGUGCCAGCAGAAGUCCCAUGGAACCCAGAAGCAUGAUGAAACAACACGGACCCAGCGUCCAGGAGCCUCUCAGAGCCUCAGUUCCUUGUCUGCCUUUGGUGAAGGUUGCCUGAGGUUCUGAUGACCCAGCAACUGCAGGGAUCCAUAAAUCCAGAGGCCCAGAGUCAGGCUGCUGGGGAAUUGGGGGUGGGGGAGAGGUCCAACCUGAGGCUAUCUGUGCAGGUGUGCAUGCUGGUGGAUACAAUGGGAUCCUGGGGCUGGGAGCAGCUCUGAAGGUCAGUGCAGCACCCCCUGGGCAAAUAGUGUGGGGCAGUCGCUACUUGGGGCUGUGUGCCCUCGGUGUCUUGUAUAUCCCUGUCUUAAAUAAAGUAUCAUGGUGACCCAG
This is a messenger RNA of Mastomys coucha (southern multimammate mouse), 4899 nucleotides long. RefSeq names its product fibrinogen C domain containing 1 (gene Fibcd1). The record is from RefSeq and is a predicted model, not a curated record. NCBI's taxonomy places the organism in Eukaryota, Metazoa, Chordata, Mammalia, Rodentia, Muridae. The transcript is spliced from 7 exons. Bases 478 to 1857 code for a protein of 459 amino acids.